AUGGCAGAUGAGAGGAGGAGCUUCCACCGGAUCUGUGUGUAUGGUGGCAGCAGCUCACAAGUGGAUGGAGCGUAUCUGAAGUGCGCUGCUGACCUGGGAGCGGCCCUGGCCCGGCAUGGCAUUGGUGUGGUCUUUGGCGGUGGCAAGGCGGGCAUGAUGGGCGCCAUGGCAGAUGCGGCACUCGCCAAGGGUGGCGAAGUCAUCGGUGUUAUCCCAAGGAGUUUGGUCGAAAAGGAAGUCGCUCAUACUGGCUGCACCUCUCUGCGGGUGGUGGAAUCCAUGCACGAAAGGAAAGCUCUCAUGGCCGAACUGGCUGACGCAUUCAUCGCCCUUCCUGGAGGAUGGGGUACACUUGAAGAAUUUGCCGAAGUUGCCACAUGGACACAGUUGAACAUUCACUUGAAGCCAGUCGGAUUGCUGAACAAGUGGGGUUUUUGGGAUGAUCUGCUGAGAUGGGUGGAGCAUGCACGCCAAGCAGGUUUUCUUUCCACAACAUCACAGAGAAUGGUCUGCGUGUCUGACAGCCCCGAGACACUCAUCCGAGCGUUGGAAGAAGCUGAGUUGCCCGAUGCCAUGGAGAAGUUGGGUAAGCUCCAGAAGCAAGUGCAGACUGGAAUUCCCGCCACGAACGAUGCCACGAUGUAUCUGAACAAUCUCAGCGUGAUUCUGGCAGUGCCUGUUUUGAUCAUCGGCCUCUUUGCCUUUUGGAGAAGGUCUCAAGUAUGA
This is a messenger RNA of Symbiodinium natans, 726 nucleotides long. The record is from the annotation of a GenBank genome assembly. Lineage: Eukaryota; Dinophyceae; Suessiales; Symbiodiniaceae.